Cryptococcus deneoformans JEC21 is the source of this 1960-nucleotide messenger RNA. Its product is annotated as expressed protein. Gene Ontology annotation, cellular component: nucleus. Lineage: Eukaryota; Fungi; Basidiomycota; Tremellomycetes; Tremellales; Cryptococcaceae. The coding region runs from base 401 to 1753 and encodes 450 amino acids. The record is from RefSeq and is a predicted model, not a curated record. The transcript has 3 exons.
GUGGACGGUGUUUCAUACUCUCCUAUCUUUGCUUCCGCUCUUCGUUCUUCGCCUCCCCGCCUCCCCAGCAUCAGCAGAGCCCCCAGCGUCAGCGCCAGCCACAGCCACAGCGGAAGCAAAAGUCAGUCCGCCGCCCCGCGCCCCCGAAGAGGCCCAAGCGCAGACGGCCUCAUACAGAGCAGCGGCAAAAUUUGGCGGCCUCCACAACCACCGACCGCUCCACCAGCCGGCGUCGUCUUUGCCAGUCAUCCCACAUCGCAUCCACCAUACUCGUGCAGAAACGUCCAUCCCGUAUUCUCUCCGAAGAGCACAGUGCUGAAGCCCACAUCGGCCCAUACUCAUCCAUACCGAACGUCGUUUGUGGCAGCUUGUACCGCCCACAAACGACCCGCGCGCCACCAUGCCCUUCCCGCCCUCUAUGCCCGUGGGGCAGCAACCGCUUGCCAUCACGCCGUCAUCCGAUGUCGCGCAGCAAGCUUUCGGGUUCAACUCCACUGGCAACUCGUUCCCAAGGCAGAAUAGUUUCGGGAUGCAGUCUCAAGGCGGGCCAUCCAGGUGGGACCCCGCGAGUCAGUCGGCCCAAGGAAUCGGUCAGACAAACGGCAAUGCGGGCAUGGUCAGUGGUCUAAGUGCGCUCAUGCGAUCUAGGGGAACGGAUGUGGAAUUGAACUCUUCUCCUCCUGGUGGGACUCAGUCAUCACUCUCAUCGAACCCCCACGCUGGGUUUCAUCCUUCAUCGUACGGGCCGAACAUUGGGUUCACUGCGUUUGCACUGGGAUCAUCCGCACAAGGGGCUGGGUCAUAUCUUGGCACCAGUAACUUGGGCAUGAGCAUCUCGCCCCCGAAUUGGGGUUCAUUAGGUUCGGGAAGCUUCGUGGGUAGUAUGGGCGCAUUCGGCACGAGCCUGAAUAGGGAGCGGGAAGGGAGAGAAAGGGAACUGGAAGCGCGGUAUGUGAAAGACUUUAGUUGCUGUGGAAAACGGUUAAAUGGCUUGCAUGAGCUGCUCGAACACUACGAAGAAGAACACGCCAAUAUGGCACCAAAUGUGCGGAUAGCUGCGUUGAAUGCGGCGCAAGGUGUCAGCAACUCCCCUCGAAAUGUUGGAAAUCCAUUUUCUGCUAUCCCGCCAACUCCUGCGCCUUUGGUUCCCCAGCAAUCUCAAACGCCCCAAGUAGCGGCUACCAGCGAUGCGCCACAACCGCCGGGUAUGAUGGAUAUUGAGAUGGAAGACUCUGCUGUCUAUUCACAGCCGAUCAGCAUGUCGCAGAUACAGCAACAGCCGCAAUUUGGAGUGCGGACUCCCGGAUUGAGUGGACCACCAUCCGGCACGAACCCGUGGGCGGCUGCCUUUCGGCCGCAGCUCUUGGCUACACCACCACAAUGUGUCCCGCCAAGUCUGCUGUCAUACGCUCCUCCUACGUCGGGUAUAGCGGGUGCUCCAUCUAUCCCUUCGUCCGCUCCAAGUCCUGCGCCACUCACACCUGAGCAACAAGCAGCCAAAGCAGAGCGGAAAGCGCGAAAGAGAGCCGAGAGAGCGGCCAAGGAUGAAGGAUCAGCGAGUGAGACGGAAGGUGUGGCUGUUGCGGGAGAAAAAAGAUUCCCUUGUCCUAUCGAAGGAUGCGGCAAAGUGUACAAGCAGGCCAAUGGGCUCAAGUAUCACUUGACAAGAUCAAUCAAUUCCGGACAUGGCACAAUACCGCCUGGCGGUCUGGCAGCGUUACUAGGCGAAAAAGGUGGUGAAGUAGAGGGUUAGAUCUUUCGUUCAGUGUUUCUUCUUGGAUUUUCUUUUCUUUUUUUUCUUUUAGGUCCCUAGUGUAGUCUUGUUUUAUUGUGUUGGGGAUUUUCCUUGUACAAGGGUAUACCAGGGUUCAUGCCGUAUAUGGUGUAUGUAUGUACUACACGCAGCUCGUACAAGUAGAGAAAAUCAUGAUAAUAGAAAAAGAUGCCCGAGAAAGAACUU